AUGCAAACAUCGACUAACUAUGAUCAGCAAGCUAAAGAGGAAUUAGAUGCUAUUCGGAAACAAAUUAAUAGAACGACAAAUGAAUCGUUAGAAUCAACACAUCGUAUGGUCAACUUGGUUGUCGAAUCUGAUGAUGCCAGUAAAAAUACAAUGAAAAUGAUUCAAGAGCAAGGUGAACAACUAAAUCGAAUUGAACAUAGCCUUGGUAAUAUUGAUGCUGGUAUGACUGAAGCUGAAAAAAAUUUAACCGAUUUACAAAAAUGUUGUGGUUUAUGUGUUCUACCAUGGAAAGGUGUUCGUCGAACAUAUCGAACAUUUUCAAAUAAGAGUAAAAUAUAUAGUUGUGAAAAAACAUCAAUCAGAACUAUGGAACCUAAACAUAGUGAGACUGCUGGUAAAGAAAUACCUAAAACUGGUUAUAUAACUCGUAUUACAAAUGAUGAUCGUGAAGUAUCAAUGGAAAAUAAUUUACAAGUAGUGAGUAAUUAUAUUGAUAAUUUAAAACAUACAGCAAUUGAUAUGGGUAAUGCACUCACAAAUCAAAAUGAACAAAUUAAACGUAUUACCGAUAAAACUGAUGUCGAAAUUGAACGUGUAAAUGAGGCCAAUGUACAAGCAAAAGAUUUGCUUCAAAAUGGUUAA
Messenger RNA from Rotaria sp. Silwood2, 642 nucleotides. NCBI's taxonomy places the organism in Eukaryota, Metazoa, Rotifera, Eurotatoria, Philodinida, Philodinidae. The record is from the annotation of a GenBank genome assembly.